Molecule: messenger RNA, 949 nt
Organism: Onychostruthus taczanowskii (white-rumped snowfinch)
Lineage: Eukaryota; Metazoa; Chordata; Aves; Passeriformes; Passeridae
Product: cocaine- and amphetamine-regulated transcript protein-like
Exons: 3
Coding region: 471-770 (99 amino acids)
Biological process (GO): adult feeding behavior; G protein-coupled receptor signaling pathway; negative regulation of appetite
Molecular function (GO): neuropeptide hormone activity
Source: RefSeq, a predicted model, not a curated record
CUGUCUGUCUGUCUGUCCCCUUGGCUGUCUGUCUGUCCCCUGUCUGUCCCCUUGUCUGUCUGUCUGUCUGUCCCCUUGGCUGUCUGUCUGUCCCCUGUCUGUCCCCUGUCUGUCCCCCGUUCGUUCCCGGUGCCGCCGUUCGUGCCCCCCGUGUCCCCCCGGCUCUGCGCUGUCCGGGCCGAGCCCGGUGUUUGUUUGCUCACGGAAUUGGCAGCGGCUGCGGCCCGGGGGGGGUCACCGGGGGGUCCCUGCCUGGGCCCGGUGCUGACGUCCGUCCCUGGCCGCUGGCUGGUGGCCCCGGUGUCCCCAGGGAUGCCGUGUCCCCCCCGCGCCCGGUGACGGUGCCGGAUUUUGGGGGGACACAGGCGCCCCGUGUGCGUCACCGCACGUUCGGGGGUGGCCGGGAGGGGGGGAAUAAAACCGAGCCCGGCACAUCCCGGAGCAUCGGGGGCGCCGCCGGCACCGGGAGCAUGGAGAGCGCUCGGCUCUGCCUGCUCUGCCUGCUGGGCUCCGGCCUCAUCCUGCUCGGGACCCCCGAAGCGGCCGCGGAGCCCACCCUGAGCCUGCCCGGGCACGGCCGGGAGGAGCCGGAGCUGGCCGAGCCGCUCCGGGCGCUGCUGGACGAGCCGGCGCUGGAGAAGAGGCUGAGCUGGGUGCCCUGGUGCGAGCCCCGGGAGCCGUGCGCGGUGCGGCGCGGGGCGCGCUUCGGGAAGCUCUGCAGCUGCCCCCGCGGCUCCUCCUGCAACCUCCUCAUCCUCAAGUGCUCCUGAGCAGCGGGGACACCGCGGGACACCGGGGGACACCGGGGGACACCAGCUGCUCGGGCGGGGCAGGGAGGGGGAGCCGCGGGUCCCAGCCCCCUCCCCGCACCGGGAUGGACCCGCACGGAUCCUGGCGGUGUCCAGGGAUGCAUUAAACCAUUGGAUCCGCGCCUGCCGCCUGAUUUUUG